Phalacrocorax carbo (great cormorant) is the source of this 795-nucleotide messenger RNA. The record is from RefSeq and is a predicted model, not a curated record. NCBI's taxonomy places the organism in Eukaryota, Metazoa, Chordata, Aves, Suliformes, Phalacrocoracidae.
GUGGCACCCACCGGGCGGCCCCCGGGGUGGGGAGGGGGCUGCCCGGCCGCUCCGCCCGCGCCGGCGGCGGCGGAUGGGCGCUGGGGGCGGGCCCCCCACUUCGGGCGGGAGCGGUUUCGUUUCCCCGGCGCUCCCUCUGCUCGGCUCCCGGCUCGUCCCGACCAUGAAGCCCCUGCAGGGGGAAGUGUCCAUCCCGCUGCAGCCCCCCGAGCGGGGGGCGACCCCCGCCGCCGGCCCCGCCGAGCAGCCCCGGGACUACGUGGUCUGGUCCCUCUUCAACGUCCUGCUGGGCUACGGGCUCACCUACCUGGGCUGCCUCUGCUUCCCCGCGCUCGUCUACUCCAUCAAGGCCCGUGACUGCAAGGUGCUGGGGGACCUGGAGGGUGCCCGGCUGCACGGUGCCCGUGCCAAGCUGUGGAACGUCGUCUGCUCCCUCCUGAUGGUCCUCAUUGUGGUGAUCAUCAUCAUCAUGAUCGCUGUCAUUUGACGGUGUAGCCACUGACCUGCUUGCUGCCGCCCGUGGGGUGCUGCUUCUCCUCCUCCUCCCAAAAUGUCUGCUGUGUCCCCACUUCGGGCGUGCGGUGCAGGGGGAAGGAGAGCGAUGCCCUGGCGCCUCGCUGCCUGCGCGCCCGGGUGUCUCUGCACAGCCACCGCGUGGAAGGGGUGGGUGAGCCAGGCUGGCACACAGGGGACAGCCCCCCCUUUCUUCUUCGCUUGUGUGCCUUGGCAGGGGGCUGCUGGGCUUCCCGGUGUUUAGCCGAGCUGUGAUCCAUGUAUAGGUCACCGCUGCCGCGA